Messenger RNA from Papaver somniferum (opium poppy), 4176 nucleotides. Its product is annotated as putative disease resistance protein RGA3. Gene Ontology annotation, biological process: defense response to other organism. Bases 1 to 4176 code for a protein of 1391 amino acids. The record is from RefSeq and is a predicted model, not a curated record. The transcript is spliced from 5 exons. Lineage: Eukaryota; Viridiplantae; Streptophyta; Magnoliopsida; Ranunculales; Papaveraceae. Gene Ontology annotation, molecular function: ATP hydrolysis activity; ADP binding; ATP binding.
AUGCCAAUCCAAGACCUGUUUGUUAGCGGUAUAACUGGAUUACUGAAAAAAUUGAGUUAUGUUGUUUCCCAACAUAUUAGUGAGGCUUGGGGUGUCAAAGAUGAUCUGGAAAAACUUAAAGGAACUUUGGAGAUGAUAGCGGCUGUAACAAUGGAUGCUGAGAACAAGCAAGGAGAAUCUGAGGUUGUGAGGCUUUGGCUACAAAGGCUCAAGGCUGUUGCGUAUGAUGCUGUUGAUGUUCUGGACGAGUUUUCAUAUGAAGCCAUGCGUCAAAUUGAACUAUGUGGCGAAGGAGAUAAGGUACAACAAUGUUUUUCAUCAUCCAACUCAGUUGCCUUUAAUUUCAAGCUGGAUCAGCAAAUAAAAAUUAUUAACAAGCGGCUAGAUGAUAUUUCUGGUGAGAUGAAAAAGUAUCAGUUAAUUUCUAUCCCUGAUUGUGACACUUCUGAUCACGAAACUGCGCAACAAAACCGACUAGUUUCAUCCUUGGUAGACGAAUCAAGUUUUCUAGGUAGAGAAAAUGAUAAGUCAACCAUCAUAAAUCUGCUAACUACACUCCAGGAAUCAUCAACAUCAUCCUCCAUGAGAUUUUCUGUCGUCUCGAUGGUGGGUAUGGGUGGAAUAGGAAAAACUACACUUGCUCAAAUGGUCUUCAAUGAUAACUCAAUAACAAGUUUCUUUCAUGAACUAUUUUGGGUGCAUCUGUCUGAUGAUUUUAACAUCAAAAAGAUCUUAAUAGAAAUAAUUGAGUCAGUCACCAAUAAAUACUGUGAUGAUGUAUCAAAUGAAACGGUCUUAGUUAAUAAACUUAAAGAAGUGCUGAGCGACAGAAAAUAUUUACUAGUACUCGAUAAUUUAUGUAAUCAGGAUGCAAAAGACUGGGAUAAACUUAAGGGUUCACUAAUUGCGGGUGCUCAAGGGAGUAAAGUCUUAGUCACUACACGUAGCAACAUAGUCGCGUCAAUUGUUCAAGAUAUUACCCCACCAUACAUUCUAAAAGAGUUAGCAGAUAGUGUUUGUUGGUCUAUUAUGAAGAACAAAGCAUUUUGUCUGGGUGGAGCAUUGGAGACUCAAAAAAUGGCAUGUAUAGGAGAGGAAAUUUCAAAAAAAUGUGGUGGUUUGCCACUAGGGGCGAACUUUCUUGGGAGUCUUAUGCGCUUGCAUAAAACUGAGCAUAAUUGGUUGUCAUUCAGAGACCAUGGUAGUUUGAGCGCAAUAGAUGCAUUAACCCGAAUCAUGUCAAUAUUAAAAUUGAGUUAUGAUAAAUUACCCUGUCAUUUGAAACUUUGUUUUUCCUAUUGCUCUUUAUUCCCAAAGGGUUGGGUCGUUCAGAGGAAAGUUUUAAUUCGGCUGUGGAUGGCUGAAGGGUUCCUUCAUCCAUCACAUGGUGGGAAUCAAAUAUCACCAGAAGAUCUCGGUAAUGAUUAUUUCCAUUGUUUACUGGCUAAUUCGUUUUUUCAAGAUGUGACGAAGGAUGAGUUAGGCGACAUCAUAACAUGCAAGAUGCAUGAUUUAGUACAUGAUCUUGCCUUGAGUGUCAGUGGUGUUCAUGAUAUCAAGAAUGUGCAUUCCACUGAAACGGAAUCUAUUUCUGAAUUUCGUCGUUUGCAGUUAGAUCUAGACGAGCAUACAUCAAAAUCAUUUUCAGAAGUUUUGAAAAAUACAAAAAAUUUGAAGUCUGUUUUUUCACUUGAAAACGAUCAUUUGGAAGAACAUUUACUUUUAGGCAAGAACCUGCGGGUAGUUUGUUUGCUUGGUCAGCAUAAUCUUGAGAUUUCUUUCAUUUUUAAGCAUAAGCAUUUGAGGUACCUUGACCUGUCUUAUUGUAGCUUUGAUGAAGGAAAUCAUGUGUCCAUCAAUCAACUUUACAAUUUGCAGACAUUAAGGCUUCGUAAAUGCAAAAAUGUUGAAGUGAUUCUUGUAGGCAUUGGGUCUCUGAAGAUAUUAAGGCACCUAAACCUCUCAUAUUCAGAUGUAGAAAAGCUACCUGAUUCGAUCGUCCAGCUUACUAAUUUGCAGACAUUAGAUCUAUAUUGUUGCAAAAAACUAGUAGAAUUACCUGUAAAUAUUGGGGCCUUGAAAGAUCUAAGAGAGUUGGAGCUGGAAGACUGUGAAGCCGUAGAAGCUUUACCUAGAGAAGUCGGAAGAUUGUCACGAUUAAGGUGUCUGGAUAUUUCAGGUACUAAGAUCAAAGCGUUGCCUGAGUCAUGCAUUAGCAACCUUUGGAAUUUGGAGUCUAUCGAUUUUGGAAAUUGUGAGGUUUCCAAAGAAAUCAAGAACUUGUCAAAUUUGAGGAUCUUAAGAUAUUGGGGAAAGAAAGGAGAUGAUGAAAUGCCUAGAGGUAUAGAUUCUCUUACUUGCCUUGAAGAGUUAGUUUACACCAUCUCUUGUAAUGGUGGCAGUGGGAUCGAAGAUUUAGCCAACCUGAACUCUCUUCAAGUGUUACAUAUUCCCAAUAUGGAGUUUGUGCGAGGUGGUAUUGACGCGGAGAAAGCAAAGCUAAAAGAUAAGGUAAACCUCCGUGACUUAGAUUUAAAAUGGAGCAUCUCUUAUUAUAACGAUGCUGAUUUAAAAUGGAGCUACCCUUCUUAUAACGAUGCCGAUAGAGUGCAGUUUGAUGAGGUGUUGGAGGGUCUCGAACCUAACCCGAAUUUGAGAGAGUUGAGAAUAGAUUAUUUUCCAGGGUUAAAGCUUCCGAAAUGGAUGGGUUCGUCCAAUUGCCUUCCUAAUUUAGUGGAUUUAACGCUUUGGCGUUGCGAUAGAUGUGAGAAGCUAACAGGGCUAGGUAUACUCCCAUGUCUUAGGGUGCUUCAUAUUGCUGGAAUGGGUUCAGUAAAGCGUUUGGGUGAAGUGUUUUAUUACCAGCAAGAAGAAGAAGGAAUCAGCACCAACAAGAAAAAUGCUACUGCAAUAUCAUUAUUCCCUUCGUUAAUUAAGUUGUGGAUUUGUGACAUGGAGAAUCUAGAAGAAUGGUUUGCUCCUCAGCUCCCGAUAUUUCCUUCCCUUGAGAAGCUAGAAGUCGAUAUGUGCCCAAAGCUGAGAGGGACUCCGAAUUCAUUUUCUUCUCUUAAGGAAUUGAGUUUAUCUGACAUCAACGGCAAGGCAGUAACCUCUAUCUUAGGAACCGGAGGACUUAGCUCUCUCCAAUCCAUUUAUAUAUAUAAGUCUCCAAAUCUAAAAUAUAUCCCAGUUUUCGUUCUCCUCCAACACAUUACUCCGAAUCUUGAAGAACUAGCUAUUUCGGAUUGCUCGAAGUUCCGAGGGUUUCUUGAUGAUGGCAAUAUGAACUACUACAACAACAGGUAUGGUUAUUAUAGUGAUGGUGAUGUUGAUAGUGGUGAUGAAGAUGAUGCAUAUGAUAUGAAUUUAUCAUUAUAUUUUUCGUCUCCUAUUAUCAACUCCCACCCCGAAAAUAAAACCAAUUCUCUCCACUCAUUAAAUUUGAAUGGUUGUCCUCUUUUAGAAUUCGUACCGGAUUUACGAUCUUUUACUUCUCUCCGGAAACUAUGCAUAUUGGAGUGCGGCAUAUUGAUGGGGUCAAGGCCCUACGAUCUCAGGAAAUCUCUUACCUUUGUUCAAGACUUGAAGCUUGAUUUUAUUCAAAGAGAAGAGGAGUAUCUACAAGUAUUUCCUUCUGCUCCUACUGUUAGAGCCUUGCUGUGUAAAAGAAUCCGCGACUCAUACAUGAAACCUCAGUUUGUGUCAGCUGUCAUGGAACCACUCCAAGUUGAUAAGUUAAUGGAAAAGCUGGUUGGGGAACUCUCGCCUGAAGAGCUCCAAAGAGUUGCACUUGGUGUAUGUUUAAUGCAGCCUGCAGAUGUAUAUCCGAUAGACGAGCCAAGUGCUUAUCUUGAUUCUCAGCAGCGUAUUACUGCCUCAAAAGUCAUUGAGAGGUUUAUCCACCAAGGGAAGAAGACUGCUUUUGUUGUCGAGCAUGAUAUCACAAUGGCGACUUAUCUUGCUGAUAGAGUCAUUGUGUUUGACGGGACACCAUCUGUUGACUGUACUGUAAAUGCUCCUCAGUCUCCUUUGUCAGGAAUGAACCUUUUCCUAUCAAUAUUAAAUAUAACAGUUAGACGGGAUCCAGCCAACUUCAGGCCCUGGAUUAACAAGUUGGGAUCCACUGGAGACAGAGAACAAAAAGCUUCUGGGUCUUAUUAUUACCUCGGUGACUAG